AUGCUGCGUCAGGCACUUCACAGAUUUCGUCAAAAGUUGGUUCACAGAUAUACGCUGGAGACAGAUCAGACUGAGGAUGAUGGAUACAGAUACCUGAGCACCUGGAAUUUAGUGGCCCUGAAUGUGGGCCACACAGUGGGAGUAGGUGUAUUUAUCUUUGCUGGUGAGGUGGUCAGCAGUCAAGCAGGACCAUCCACUGUGAUUUGCCUUUUGGUGGCAGGCCUAACUUCAUUGUUGGCUGGGCUGUGCUAUUCAGAGUUUGGUGCCCGGAUUCCCCAUCCUGGCUCUGCAUAUCUCUACACCUAUGUCACUAUAGGUGAACUCUGGGCUUUCAUCACUGGCUGGAUCUUCAUCUUCUCCAUUGUUUCUCAUGCAGUCAUGUUUAUCUGGGCAUGGAUGUUAGUUUUUGACAACCUGCGUGGGAGCCGGUUAUCUGAGACCCUGCUUGAGAACAUCUCACCAUAUGUUUCCCAUGUCUUUUCAGAAUAUCUAGGCAUCUUUGUUCUGGGUCUUAUAUUCUUGCUCACAGAAUUGGAGAAUUUUUAUCUUCUUCGGUCUUCCCAGAUUUUCAAAUCAUUAACAGUGUUGAAACUUUUGGUUCUCGGUUUUGUCAUCAUUUCUGGCUUCAUAAAGGGGGAUCUGAACAACUGGAAGCUCACAGAAGAAGACUACUUAAAGGCUGGACUCAAUGUUACCUCUGACUUGGGCCCUCUGGGUUCUGGAGGAUUCAUGCCUUUUGGUUUCCAGGGGAUUCUCCGUGGAUCAGCUACCUGUUUCUGUGCAUUUAUAGGUUUUGAAUAUAUUAUUACCGAAGUCAACAAAGCCAAGAAUCCCCAUCGUUCCAUCCCCAUGGGCAUUGUGAUUUCACAGCUCAUCUGCAUUUUGGUGUAUUUUGGUGUCUCUGCCGCACUUACACUUAUGGUGCCUUACUACCAGCUUCAACCUGGGAGCAUCUUGCCUGAAGUGUUUCUUCAUAUUGGCUGGGCACCUGCCUACUACAUUGUGUCUUGUGGAUUUUUCUUUAUUCUUAUUUUACGCAUCUUUCACUUUACCUUACCCAUAUAUGAGAUAUUAUCCAUGAUGGCACAGGAUGGCCUCUUGUUCCCUGUCUUUGCCAGAAUCAUUGACAGCACAUACACCCGUGUCAUGACUGUUGUGAUCAUUUGCAUUUUUGCAGCAAUCAUGGCUUUCUUCUUUGGACUCACUGAUCUUGUAGAUCUCAGUUCAGUUGGGUCCUUGAUGCCUCACUCCCUUGUUGCUAUUUGUGUUCUCAUCAUCAGGUAUCAGCCUGAGAGGAGAAAUAGGGGAAAUGAAGAGCAGGUGCAGGAGGAGAAUGAACCUGCAGCAGAAAGGCUGACUCUACGGGGACUAUUUUUUCCAGGCAGCCCCACCCCCACUCCACUCUCUGGCUGGGUUGUCUAUGUUUGCUCCUCACUGCUUGUUCUGCUGCUGACUCUUCUCUGCCUGGUGCUGGCCCACUGGCCAGGUCUGCUUUCUGGAGACCCAGGUCCCAUCACAGUGGUCGUGCUGCUUCUGGUACUCAUCACUGGGCUCACUGGGGUCAUCUGGAGACAGCCACAGAGCUCCACUCCCCUUCCCUUUAAGGUCCCUGCUCUGCCUCUCCUCCCACUCCUGAGCAUCUUUGUGAAUGUUUACCUUAUGAUGCAGAUGAGAGCUGCCACCUGGGCCCAAGUUGGUGUCUGGAUGCUGAUUGGGUUUUCAAUCUACUUCGGCUAUGGGAUCCAGCAAAGCCUGGUUGCUCAACUCCACUGA
Messenger RNA from Ailuropoda melanoleuca (giant panda), 1773 nucleotides. Its product is annotated as cationic amino acid transporter 3-like. Gene Ontology annotation, molecular function: amino acid transmembrane transporter activity. The record is from RefSeq and is a predicted model, not a curated record. Gene Ontology annotation, cellular component: plasma membrane. Gene Ontology annotation, biological process: amino acid transport; transmembrane transport. Lineage: Eukaryota; Metazoa; Chordata; Mammalia; Carnivora; Ursidae.